Messenger RNA from Rhincodon typus (whale shark), 5539 nucleotides. It is a transcript of the gene cyld, whose product is annotated as cylindromatosis (turban tumor syndrome), a. Gene Ontology annotation, biological process: regulation of intrinsic apoptotic signaling pathway; positive regulation of extrinsic apoptotic signaling pathway; protein K63-linked deubiquitination. The transcript is spliced from 13 exons. NCBI's taxonomy places the organism in Eukaryota, Metazoa, Chordata, Chondrichthyes, Orectolobiformes, Rhincodontidae. Gene Ontology annotation, cellular component: cytosol. The record is from RefSeq and is a predicted model, not a curated record. Bases 1 to 1986 code for a protein of 661 amino acids. Gene Ontology annotation, molecular function: cysteine-type deubiquitinase activity; K63-linked deubiquitinase activity.
AUGCUUAUUAUGUUAAUUGGAUCCUGUGCAAAUAUUGCAGACACCUCAGAAACACGGCCGCUGAAACAAAACUUUGCAUCAAAAGGUAUUAAUGAAAAAAUCUCUUCAACUGUGAGCAGCAGAUCAAAGAAUAAAGGACUAGUUUCACAAUCGGGAAAAUCUCCAGGACAUAAUAGGAACCGAUCUGAAUUACGUUGCACAUUAAAUGGUGCAUCCAUUGAUCCACAAAAAUCAAAAAGUACAUGGUAUAUUGAUGAAGGAAGUGAAGAUACAGCAAAAUCACUAGUAGACACACAUUCCAAGUUGAGUCAGUCACCACCCACAACGUCUUCUCUUCAAGCUUCCCUUUCAAAUGAAAACAAAUUCCAUUCGUUGCCCUUCAGCCUUACCAAGAAACCCAAUGUAAAUGGAAGCAUAGGUCAUACCCUUUCCUUGUCUGUCCAAUCAGUAAUGAUGGAUGUGAAUACCAGUGCAAGUCAAGAUGCUGAACCAGGAGGAUUAUCAACAAUCGAGCAGCCCAAUUUGGAAAUAGGAUCGUUGGUGCAAGUAAAGGAAAAUCCUCCUCUCUAUGGAGUAAUUCGGUGGAUUGGGCAACCUCUUGGGGUUAAUGAACAAAUAGCUGGACUUGAGCUUGAAGAAGAAAGCGUAGGCUGUACAGAUGGUACUUUCAAGGGAAUACGUUACUUUAUGUGUGCAUCGAAGAAGGCUUUAUUUGUAAAACUUAAAAGCUGCCGGCCUGAUUCGAGAUUUGUGUCGUUGCCUCAUCACUCCAAUCAAAUUGAAAGAUGCAAUUCCAUUGCAUUUGGAGGAUAUCGAAGUGAAGUGGUUAAAGAAAAUACACCUCCCAAGAUGGAAAAAGAAGGCCUAGCUAUAAUGGUUGGAAAGAAAAAGGGUAUUCAAGGGCAUUGCAAUUCCUGUUAUUUAGAUUCCACUUUGUUCUGUAUGUUUGCUUUUAGCUGUGUGUUGGACACAGUAUUGCUUAGGCCAAAAGAAAAAGAUGACGUUGAAUUUUAUACUGAAACCCAAGAUUUGUUACGAACAGAAAUAGUCAAUCCUUUGAGAAACCAUGGAUAUGUAUGUGCUACUAAAAUAAUGAAACUUCGAAGAAUUCUUGAAAAGGUUGAGGCAGCUUCAGGAUUUACUUCAGAAGAGAAAGAUCCGGAAGAAUUUCUCAACAUAUUGUUUCAUCAUAUAUUAAAAGUAGAACCUUUAUUGAAAAUCAGAUCAGCUGGGCAAAAAGUACAAGAUUGUUUCUUUUACCAAAUAUUCAUGGAUAAAAAUGAAAACGUUGGUGUCCCAACAAUUCAACAGUUGCUGGAAUGGUCCUUUAUUACUAGUGACCUUAAGUUUGCUGAGGCACCUUCAUGCCUAAUAAUUCAAAUGCCUCGAUUUGGAAAAGAUUUCAAGUUGUUCAAUAAGAUAUUUCCAUCUUUGGAAUUGGAUAUCACAGAUUUAUUAGAAGACACACCCAGAGAUUGUCGUAUCUGUGGAGGUCUUGCACUUUAUGAAUGCAAAGAAUGUUAUGAAGAUCUUGAUAUAACUGCUGGAAAAAUCAAGCAGUUCUGCAAAGCUUGUACUACCCAAGUACAUCUCCAUCCUAAGAGGCAAGGACACAAGCAGAGAAAAGUGACUCUACCAGAACAGAUGGCUGACUAUGCCUGGAGGCAGUGUUGUGUACCCAGACAGAAGAUGAAAUUGUUUGCUGUGCUCUGCAUAGAGACUAGUCACUAUGUGGCUUUUGUCAAAUAUGGCCCUGAUGACUCAGCCUGGUUGUUUUUUGACAGCAUGGCUGAUCGGGAUGGUGGGCAGAAUGGCUACAACAUCCCUCAGGUGACUCAGUGUCCUGAGAUAGGAGAAUAUUUAAAAAUGUCACCAGAGGAACUACAUGGAUUGGAUCCCAAAAGUAUCCAAGGCUUUGCACGAAGGCUGCUGUGUGAUGCAUACAUGUGUAUGUACCAGAGCCCGACAAUGAGUUUGUACAAAUAGACUAUGUAAACCUUCUGGUCCUUGAAGAGACAACCCUGAGUAAUUUAUUACAUUUCAAAGAAUGUCUGAUUACAAUAAAUAAAGUGAAAGUAUUGCUGUAACAUGUUUUGCACUGUAGGAUAUGUCUAGUAUUUCUUACGUGUUUGCUAAUUGACUGUCAGAUGUGCAAUUUUUAAAAAAGUCCGUUCCAGGAUGAAUUCAUGUGUAGAUGAUGAAUUUUUCUUCAUUUAACUUAGAAAAUGUAAAGGUACUAAUUUGUUCAUUAAUUCUAUACCUUUUAGUAGAUUUAUCAUUACAGACUGAUUUAUCAUCGUGUGCAUCUUUGGAGUAGAGUUAACCAAUUGCAGUGUACACACUCCUAACUUACAUGCUAACUAUUCGGCACAUACUGCUCAUGUUGUUCCUGUGUUCAAAAAAUUGUGAUUUUUAUUGUCUGAUCUGACCAGUCAGAUCCUUGCAUUAGGUAAUACAGAUAAAAUAGUGAUUAGCAAGCUAUUCUGGAUCUUCAAGUUGAUCAUUGCAAUGUGUACUGUAGGGGAAGCAAAUCUCCCCAUGUUUAUUCUUGUACAGUGAAAUCUCCUGUAUCUGAAGGAGACAUGGAUCAAAGGGAAAUUACUUCUGCAAAAUAGUAAGGAAAAAUACAAUUGCAUAUAACGUGCACAGCCUUCUCCUGCAACCAGUUAUGCUAAUGCAGUUUGCUUUCGACUCCUGUUUUUCAUGGGGUGUCAUUUGGCAUAGCAUGGACUUGAAGUAAAAAAAAAAAUCAUUAUACACGGGUUCAUCCUGAUUGUGCAAUGGUCUAUUAGGUUUGAAAAUCUAUUUGUAUACAUUCUCAGCUACAUUGUAAAGUACAGUGUUAUGUGCAUGGGAUCACUACCAUUUUAAAAGGUCUUCAAUUUGAUUGUGGAUAAGCAUGUAUCAGUGUAUUUUUAUCAGAAUUUUGUGCAUUGAUGGAGUACUUAAAAAGUAAUAACUGGAAUCAGUAAAGUACCCAAGUACUAAUUAUCUGGCACUAAUAUGGAGCACUCAAUGGAAGUUGUUUACCUGAAACAUUAACUAUGCUUUUCUCUCCAAAGAGGUUAGCAAAUGUGUAGGUCGUUUCCAGCAUUUUCUCCCUUUACUUCAGGCAAAUAUCUCUACCUUUACUGUGUUUUUUUUAAAGUUAUGUGUUAGCCUCCAUGACCUUCAUAACUGGAGUUACAGUAAUUCUUGGCGUAGUUACAAAGUAAGUUACUAUGUAGUUAGUGCAUUAGAAGAGAUAAUGAUGGAUACUAUAUGUUUCUGCUUCAAGGAGGAUAGACAGUAAUUGUUGUUUCUUUUAGUUUAGUGUUUGCCCAACAAGACGGUUGCACUCUCUUAAUUCGAUCGAUUCAGCAUUGUAUUUUGUGAGUUGAGCUAUUUGAAGCACAGCCUCACAAAGACAUGUCUCAAAUAUGAACAAGGGAGAACAUGACCAGGCUUAGAUCAGGGUCAGAACCAGAUUUUCCCUGUGAGCUUUGUUCAUUCACUCACACAAGAACUUCAUCUAAAAUGUGCAAAGGCAAAGUUGAGAUGUUACAGCAGCACAUGCAUCUCCAAUUGAUCUUUCUACCCAACCUUUCCAACAUCACCUGCCGCACACGUAGUACAGUCUGCCAACCACACUGAAAUAUCAGUCAUCACAGAACUCAUUUAUUCACAAUCAAACCCUGUCUUUCACUCUCAGUCCCUUAAGGAUUGAAGAUUAAUAACUUGCAUUCCAGUUCAGUGGGUUCUGUGAUGACUGAUAUUUCAGCAUGGUUGGCAGACUCUGCUACGUGUGCAGCAGGUGAUGUUGGAAAGGCUGGGUAGAAAGAUCUAUUGGAGAUAUGUGUGCUGCCUCUAACAUCUCAACUUUGCCUUUGCACAUUUUAGAUGAAGUUCCUGUGUUUGGUGCCUUUGUAAAUAAGCCCUGUCUGUUUUACUUGAUCACAAUCCAGGGUCUUCCACAAGUCAUACAUAGAAAUAUGGAAGAUAGGAGCAGGAGGGGGCCCUUCGAGCCUCCUCUGCCAUUCUUCACUAUCAUGGCUGAUCGUCCAACUCAAUAGCCUAACCCACUUUCUCCCCAUAACCUUAGAUCCCAUUCGCCCCAAAUGCUAUAUCUAGUCGCCUCCUUGAAUACAUUUGGUCGCACCAUUCAGCCAAAUCAGAACAAAUUAGGAGUUUAGCAAUGAUUAGUAUAGCAGGUGCAGAUGUACUGUGAAUCAGCUUAGCUUCCUAACAUUGACUCGUUUAUUCCCUCUGUGGGGCUUUGGAGCUCCUUUGUGUAUUGCUCUUUUGCUUUUUCUUAAGUUUUGAACAAAUCGGUUUCUUUCCAUUUUAUUUUCUCUACACAAGUUUUCAAACCAGUAUGUUGUGAAAAUUGAGUGUGUGGCAGUCAGCACAUUGUCCUUUCACACUAAAAUCUCCUACCUGUUUCUAAUCAGUCUUCUCAAACCCGCAACCACCAAACUGGUAACAAAUUGGCAACUCGCGCAUGAGGCACAUGUUAAAUGAGAGGUUGUUGGUUAGGAGAAAUGGAACUCUACCAGUCCAGAAGAGAGUGGCUUCUUGCACGUUUUGAGACAGAAUAAAAGCUUUUCCAGUAGGAGGUGCCUCCUGUUGAAACUAGGGAAUGAACAGGUAAAAUAUUUCACUCCUCCACAUUAGUUUGUUUUACAAUUUUAAAGAAAACAACAAUGCAAACAAAAAUAAAGAGAGUGAUCUAUUUUGUUUCCUUGAUAGAAGCACCACACUUCCUGGGGCACAGUUUGGUCGAUCUCAUCAUGAAGUAAUCUUUUUGCAGUAACUCAGAAGUGACAGUCUAAUUGGAACCAGGUCGCAGUCGUAACACAGUUCUAUGAGAAAUCUUGGAGAGGCUUUCUCGCAUCACUUGGCCUUGACACUGGUGUGUAAUUCCAGCGUUGUGCCAAUCUGCAUUUUUUUAAAAAAGUGAUCUCAUAGGCACUUUAUAAAUUGAUGUUUUUUUUUUUGAGACUACUUGCAGGUUGCUGUGCAUGAACAAUUCCAGUCAGUCAGUAUAAAUCAGGUGUUGCUGGAUGUGAAUUGAUUUUGCGGUUUCAGUCUUGGACUGGUAGCAUGGUAUAGUUGGCCUUGGAGUGCAGUCAGACCUUGCAUUUCUUUUUAAAUAGCAAGGUUCAGAAUCAUGACUCAGGAAUGCUGUACUGUUGGAAAGUGAAGCUGCUAACCGAGGUGAAACUGAAUUUUGUUUAAUGUUUAAAUAUUUGGCUGUAUUUUACAUACAGCUUAAAUAAAUAAUUUGCAUUUAUAUUGUACCAUUGUCCUCUUCAUGCUAAACCUGAUGAUUUGUUUAUUACAUUGGUAUGUUUUUGUGAAUUUGCAUGGUGGAUGCACACAGCAUAUAUGCUAUAAUAGCUAUGCAAUUACAUAACAUGCAUACUGUCAUUUUUCAGUCUCAUUGCAUCAGUUCAUUUAAUCUUGAGUUCUUUAGUAGUGUAAAGCUAUUACAUUCUCAAUUGUUGCACUCCUCAAACAAUGUGACUUUUAGAAAAAUAAACUGGCUAUAUCAAUCGUG